Molecule: messenger RNA, 2493 nt
Organism: Owenia fusiformis
Lineage: Eukaryota; Metazoa; Annelida; Polychaeta; Sabellida; Oweniidae
Source: the annotation of a GenBank genome assembly
UACCCUUGCAUGUAGUUAUGUAAUUUCAUGUAACUGAGAAAAUAAAGAAUGUGUGAAUACAUUUACUUAAAAGUUUUUGAAGUCGAAAAGGAUUUGACAUUUAUGUCAUAUAUCAUUGCCUAAUCUUAGCCACCUUGAAAGGCUUAAUGGGCAGCUGGGCAAAAAGCCAUGAAAAUGCACAUAGGUAAGGAUAAGGACUGUAAGGAUAUAUUAAAUAUAAGCUUAAAAAGCUUUAUAAAUUGAUUCAAGUUGAUUAACAUCAGACUUAUAUGGACACUUGAAUAGCACAGUUUAUGACAAUGAUAAGGCUUGAGUACAAUAUAUGAACUGAAACUAUGCAGCUGAGAGGAUUCAUAUUACAUGUCACUUCAAACAGAAAUGAACCAGUACUUGAUUGAAAUGAAAUAAGAUAAUUGAAAACAGAAAUGAAAUCAAAAACACCAAAUGUCAAAAUAAACAUCAUAUUGUUCAGCUAGAAAGAUACAGCUUGAAUUACUUACAGAUAUACAAAAGUCUGCUGUUGCUCAAAAGUUAAAAUAUUAAAGCCAUGUUCAAAGUUCAAGUUUGAUUCUUGAAGGAAGUAUACUUGAAAUUGUGAAGUGAUAUUUUGAUUGCUGGCAUUCAAGUUGUCUGCAUAUAUAUUGUCUACAUCAUGCCAUAUGCAUAGAUUAUACAUACUGGUUCAUUACGAGCACAUAUGUACGUGAUAUGAGAAUAUUAUGCAGAAAUAGCAACCAUUUGAACUAUUGUUCAGUAAAUCAUGUACAUGUAUAUUGUGUUUUAAAACAUGAGGAUGAGUCAUUAAAGAGAAUGGAUUGUUUACCAACAAACAACAGGAUUACUUACUGUUUAUCUGUGCAAAGUGAACCAGAACGCAAAGCUUAGUGCAUCGGAAUUACGUCUUACUUAACUGAGCAAAGAAAGUGCACCAUUAUUUAACACUGUUUUGCAUAUAUGUAUUAUAAAGGAUACUAGGGAAAAGUAAGGGAAAAUACAAGAUUUCAUUGUUGAAAAUAUCUGACCAUAACCCACAUUGGUUAUAGUGCUUAGGGGGAAUAUUGUUGAUAUCAGGCUCAACAUGACGGGAUACUUAUAUGGCUGGACCAAUAAGGUCAUGAGGCUAUUCUCUUGGAGUGAAGAACAGAAGACUUUAGAUGAUGACAAAGAUGAAACAUCAAAUGAUGAAGAAACUUAUAGUUCAGAUGUGGAUGUUUUUGAUGAAAGUAAACAAAAUAUUUCAGAUAUUAGAUCACAUAGUUCUAGAGAUAGUAAAGAUGAGAACAUUCCUGUUGAUGAAACUCCAUUGAGUGGUGUUCUAGGGAAUAUUUUGAUUGAUGAAGCACAUAACAAUGCUAACUAUAAAGAUAUAAGAAAAAUUACUUUAGCCAAAGUAAAUAAAGAUACAAAUUACAAUAUAGAUGAUAAAGAUAAAGUUCCAUGGGUAGGUGGCAACUCCUUAGAACAUUCAGAAGAUGUUAAAAACUUAGUUCUUGAUGAAGAAAGUAGCUCCGAUGAUGAGGCAUACAGUAUUUCACAUGAAACGUUAUCUAAUGAAGAAAUAAAUUAUGAUUUCGAGAAUAAGGGAACUGUGUAUCAGAAUCUAAGAAACAAUAAUGAUGAUAUUGAUGUUAAGAUUGAAACAAAUGAGAAGCGCAGUGUUACAUUGAAAAGACCAUCUGCAAGAGAUGUACAGAAUAGUGUGAAUAACAUAAAUGAUGUUGAAGACACUGUGGAUAAUAAAGAUGCCUUGGAAGAGAGUAAACAAGAUGAGAUACUUGAUACAUUACACAGAGCACAUACAAUUGAACAAAGUGAUGCACGUAUGCACAAGGAUGAAAGUGAAUCCAAACCAAUAAUACCAGAUGCUAAUGAGCAUGUAAUCACAAAUGGAGAUACAGAACCACAACAUAAAAGAGUCAGUGGGCACAUUGUUUUGCCAGAUAUUGAAGAUCCAAUUAGCAAGUCUGAAAAAGUUGUAGGUAUUGAAAAUAAUGAAUCAAGUAUACAAAGUCAAGUUGAAGGAUGUACUUCAGAAAUAUUAGAGCAACAUGAAGUAGAAAGUAAUGGAGAAAAUAGAUCAAGAUCCAGACACAAUGAUUCAUUAGAUGUGAUAGAAAUUAACAGGAUUAAUGAUAAGUUACAAGUUGAGAAUGAAAAUGAAGAACAUGUUGCAACUGUAGGAGAGCAACUCAUCAUCAAAGAAAACAAUGAAAAUAUUUUAGAUGAAGUGAAUGAAGACAAAACAGUCCCAGAUUUAAUUAUUUGUAAGUGCAUACACGAAAAUACCAUAUGUCUGUUCAGAAUGACAUUUAAUUUUUAUCAUUAACUUUUUUUGCCAAUUUCCCCUUCAACCAUUUUUAUUUCUGUAACUGUUUCAUCUUUAUUGAAUUUGUUGAGUUUAGGGACCGAGUCAACAUUCCAGUGCUUUUCAAGAUGUAAAUAAGCCUAAUUCAGAUAUCCCUUCCCUCUAGUUAAAAAAUAGAAAAUAAUAAA